This is a messenger RNA of Pieris macdunnoughi, 1785 nucleotides long. The record is from the annotation of a GenBank genome assembly. NCBI's taxonomy places the organism in Eukaryota, Metazoa, Arthropoda, Insecta, Lepidoptera, Pieridae.
AUGUUGUUUUUUCAUAUUUUACAAUACAUUCUUAUUAGUCUUUGUGUGUAUGUAUUUACCGCCUUUAUUUAUCUUGUAUACCACACAAAUCAAUUAUACACAACUCAACACAUAGAUUCUAAAGAUUAUGAUUAUGUAAUAGUAGGUUCUGGAACUGCAGGUUCUCUGAUAGCUCACAGAAUUGCAAAAGAAACCAAUUAUACAUAUGUUGUGAUUGAGGCUGGAGGAGGAAGUAAUCCACUUUUUGAGAUCCCAAUACUAGGUCCAAUGUUACAUGGAUCAGUUUAUGAUUGGCAAUAUGAAACUGUUCCACAAACUAAUGCAUGCCUUGCAAUGGAGGAAAAUAAAUGUAAAAUGACCCAAGGCAAAAUUUUUGGUGGCUCAUCAAAACUCAAUAACAUGAUACAUGUUAGAGGAAACAUUUCACAUUAUGUCAACUGGUUUCAUGGAAAAUAUACUAAAUACUACAUCAAGGAACAGUUUGAAUAUAUAGAAAAAAACAUAAUUCACCUUAAUCCUAUUACAUAUACUACUGAAUUGAGCAAUAACAUUCUACUUGCUGCUCAGGAACUUGGCUAUGAACUUAUAGGCAAAGAUUUUAAACUAGGUUUUUCCAAACCAACGGUUUCACAAGUUAAUGGAAAACGUUGGGCAAAUUCUGAUAACGUAGAGAACAAACAUGUACUGCUUAACACAGUUGUAGAAAAACUAUUAUUUAGAAAUAAGAAAUGUUAUGGUGUGCAACUAACUAAUAAACUUAGGCUAUAUGCUAAGAAAGGUGUAAUUAUAUCAGCUGGUGCAUUAAAUAGUCCAAAAAUUUUGCAAUUAUCUGGUAUUGGGCCAGCUGAAUUAUUAAAGUCAUUUGAUAUUCCUCUUUUAAAGGAGUUGCCAGUUGGAAAAAAUCUACAAGACCAUAUAGGAACUGGUUUAGACUUAGUACUUUUUAAUAAGUCACUUUCGGUCAAUGCAUUUAAUUGCUUUAAUCCAAUACACAUUUUUCAAUACUUUUUCCAAGGGCAGGGUCCUUUAACAACAACUGGCUGUGAGGUUGUUGGCUUUUUAUCAACGAAAAACCGUACUGAACCUGACAUACAGUUUAUGGUGUUGCCAGUUGGUAUUAGUGCAGACAGGGGUAGUCAUUUAAGAAAAACUCUUAGGAUAAAAGAUUAUGUAUGGGAUAAUUAUUUCACCAGAGUAUUUGACAAGCAUGCAUCUACAAUUUUAGCUUUAAUUUUACACACUAAGAGUAAAGGAGAAGUUUAUAUACAAAGUAGGAAUCCUGAAAUGCCUCCACUGAUUGAUCCAAAAUAUUUUCAGAAUAGAGACGAUGUUGACACUUUAAUAAAUGCUGUAAAACUCAUAAAGACUUUUGUAUUGUCUAAAAAAAUGAAAGCUUUUGGUGCCAUUUUAAAUAACAUUCCUUUCCCAGGAUGCGAGAGUCAUCUGUUCUUCUCCGAUACAUAUUUAGAAUGUUAUAUUAGACAUUUAACUUUAUCAACUUUUCACCCAGUAGGAACUUGUUCUAUGGGCUUGCCAGAUGGAAAUAACACAGUAGUAGAUACAUCAUUUAAAGUUAUUGGCUUAGACAAUCUGUAUGUAGUAGAUGCAUCAGUGUUGCCAACAUUACCUAGUAGCAAUAUUAAUGCAGCUGUUGCAAUGAUGGCUAACAUUUUCUUUGAAAAUAAUGUAAAACAACAGAGAAGGCUAAAUAAAAAUCUUUGCUUUCAAAGAUCUUUAUCAGAUAUUGUUAACAAUACAUGUCCAGUUGAUAAGGCAUCUUUAUGA